Messenger RNA from Exaiptasia diaphana, 3113 nucleotides. RefSeq lists its product as uncharacterized. The transcript is spliced from 11 exons. The record is from RefSeq and is a predicted model, not a curated record. Gene Ontology annotation, cellular component: plasma membrane. NCBI's taxonomy places the organism in Eukaryota, Metazoa, Cnidaria, Anthozoa, Actiniaria, Aiptasiidae. Bases 158 to 2872 code for a protein of 904 amino acids.
AUAGAAUCAAAGGACUAAGAUUCUCGAGAACGUAUUUAGAAUAGCAGCAACAAACUAAAACUGCAACAAUUGAAGCGAUUUCCACACAUGCUGGAGCGUACUUCUUGUGUCUGACGAUUGAGACAUCAGGGCUUAGAUCGCCUAAAGUCACGUGAUCAUGAAAACUGUAGCUAUAUUAUGCAUAACCCUGAUGGUUCUGAUGGUCUAUCAGGUGACUGGUCUUCCUAUAGAAAAAGAACUAUUAAGAGUGAAACGAAAAGGUGACCAGGAAGAAAGUGACACUGGUCAGCGGCUUCACAGGCGUGAUAUGGAAUUGUUCAAAGAAAUUGAAAGUCUUGAGGACGAUGUAGAAAUCAGAAGAAAAAAACGAUUCCAUUCAGAAGACAAAAAUGACAACAAUGACAUCGAGAAAUAUCCGAACAAAAUGGCGGCUAGAUCAUCUCGCUCAUCCAGGGAAGAUAACGACAUAACAGCCAGGGGUAUGGAGAGAUUUCUAAUAAGAGAAGGAAAGAAUAAGGGAAUUAAGCAACCAGCAAAAAGAUCGACCUUAGGUUCCGGGAUGGAAAGCGACUACACUUCUUCAGGUUCCGCUUCUGGAGUAUGGAUAUCUGAUUCGGAAGCAAAUAGCAUGUUAAACGAGAAUAAAACUCCUCAAGAAAGCUCUCUUGAGAAUAUAGUUGCUGCUUUGAGUGAUCAACCACGUGAUCAUGAGACAGAGGACACGUCGUCCGGUUCUGGACUAUGGGGAGCUUCCGGUUCCGACGACGAUCUACCAAAGUUCUUUUCUGCUGCAGCGUCGAACUCGCACUAUAUGGAAGUAGGCCAUGUGGAGUCUGGUAGUGGUAGUGGAGAAACAAAACAAGCAAACUUAGUGUCAGACCUUGCAGAAGAGCUACAUCAACAAGCAAGUACCAAACAAGACGACCACGCUCAUCCAAAACAGAAACGUAGUAGCGACAGCUUUGUUGAAGGCAAUGAUAUUUUGCAUGAGUUCUUUGAAGGCGCUGGAAUCAUUCACAGAAGUAAGCGAGAAAAAAUUGACAAUAGCUUAGAAGAAAAACUAGCUUCAUUCUUCAGAAACUUAAAAGGAGACACAGUAGCGAGUCACGAGCCACAAACGCCCAAUGAACCUCCCCCUAUUCCUGCAGUCGUCACGAGCAAAAGGAAAUCAAAGGUCACAAAGACCGCACGAGAGGUUUAUCAGGAAAACACUGAGGGACUGACGGGUUUAAGCCUAGUAAGACGAUUUUAUAGAGAUCAAGACAUGGACGUAAACACAGGUCAAGGGGAGAAGAUCUAUCCAGAUAGUGUCAUUCCCCUAGAUGAUGCAUUAACGUUCAAAAAAGACAAGAUCGAAACCAAAUUACUACACCAAGAAACAAUCAGCAAAAAGAAAAAAGCCAUUGAUCAAACAGAGACAAGAAAAAGCAAUCCUUAUGAGCCACGUGUUGUUCAUCAGAAGGAAAUUCCUCGAACCCAUGUGACGAUUAUCGAAGAGCCAGCCAUCUAUUCUAAAACAGACGAUUCUAUGGACUCAAAUGAUGGAGGCAUGAACAGCAAAGAAGAUGAAAGUGAACCCGCUAUUGAGAUUCACGAAAGAGCUAUCAGAGAAGACGGUUAUGUUGGUUGCUAUGCUGACCAGAGCCCCAACCGCGACUUGCCAAUUCCAUUGUCGGUAAGAAAUCUCACUCCUACAAACUGUCGAUUGGCCUGCAAAGACGCUGGCCACGCGUACGCCGGUUUACAGUACGGGUACUUGUGCCGUUGUGGUGACAAUUAUGGGAAGUACCCUAGACUUGAUGAAAGUCAAUGCAGUACUGCUUGCAAGGGAGACAAAACACAGAUUUGUGGAGGUUUUUUCAGGAGCUCAAUCUAUGCUACAGAGGGUGUAACCGAACCAACUCAAGGGGAUUUCCUUCACGUUGAAAGCGUUCGACCAUUGAAUGCAGCUAUUAAAACUCAGGCUGCCACACCGAACUUCAUGCCACCAGUGGUGCCACCCCAGCCUUAUCUUCAGCCAAACCCGUUAUCAUACAGUAGCUCUGCAACCCAACUAGCCCAAUCCUACAUUGCUCCAGAGGAACCCAAGAUUAUAUACCACUCAGAAACACCACUCCAAGAUACUCCCGUGCAGACCACCGUAAAAGCUAGAGUAGUCAGAAUUCCUCAACCAAAGUACAACCCUGGCAUUUCAAGUACUAUUCGACCCGAGAGAAAGUCUACCAUCGGAAAACCGUCAACACCAAAGCCACCAGCCAUAAAACCAAUCCAACCACAUUACAUGCACAAUCAGCAUGGGGCAGCGCCAAAUGAAAAACCAAAAGUCAAUUAUUUCAAACAUUUAACUACCAAUCCAGCAACACAAAUCUUUACUGGAAGCAUCAAGUUAAAGCAAAGUUGGUUAGAUGGACUUACAAAGGUAGAUAGUCCUGAAUACAAAAUAUUGUCUGGAAAUAUAGAAGAAGCGUUUAAACAGAUGUUUAAGAAGGAUCCAAAGUUUAUAACCGCCAAAGUUCAUGGAUUUUCAAAGGGCUUAGUGAGGCACAAUCCAGACACGAUAAGGAAAGUUGUGGCUUCGUUCAGUCUAACUUUCCAGAGAGGCACAAAUGGCAUUGAGAAUAAAGUGGUGAAAGGAGUUAAGGAUACCGGUAAACUCUUUGACAUGCCUGCCUACGAGCAGUCCAUUAAGAUACGAGAAUAUAACAGGAUGACAGACUCGAAACCUCAGGCCGCCAUGAAGAUAGAAAAAAAGAGAGAUACGACCAAAGAAAUCAGAAGAAACGAUGGCCCAAAGACAAAGUUACCUUACACUUUGGAGCUGUUUUUAAUGAAGGACCAAAUGAGCAGAGAAAAGAGAAGCGACUCUCAGUAAGGACGUGAUGGCAUCAUGUCAUUCAGCCAUUUCAAACAGAUGAUUAGUUUUGUAAAAAAAAGACCAUAAUGACAAAAGAUUAUUGAAAAAAUGUAUAACAUUUUGAGGAUUUCUCAGUUUUGGAUAAUUGCUAACCUAAUUAACAUAUUGUAAUACAAAUGGUACUUCAGUGAACAAAAAACGCCAAAGGAAUGAAAAUAAAGAUAAAAAGGACAAACACUAAAAGCAUGACAUAGUUAUA